AUGGACUGCCACUUAGAGAGGGGCGCUAACCGGACUAGAUAUGAUGCGCGCGACAAUAAACUGCAUCUGAAUGAGGUUCCAAUUCCUGAGCCCAGGGAACAUGAGAUUCUUGUGAAGAUCGCCUGCGCCUCAUUGUGUCACAGCGAUGUGAUGCUGUUUGAGCCCAAUGAACAAGGCUUGAUCCUAGGCAAGAAUCCAGUGACAAUAGGCCAUGAAGCGACUGGGACCGUUGUCCGGACUGGCUCUGGUGAUGUUGCAAGCAAGUUCAAUCCUGGCGACGCUGUCGGGUUCCUCUGCGCUGUCGAGUGUUGCUUCGAAUGCGCCCAGUGCAAGAACGUGCACAAUGCAUGGUGUGCUACCGGAAAGACUAAGAUGCAGGGUUUCACGCUCGAUGGUUAUUUCCAGGAGUAUGCCGUUGUUGAUGCUCGAGAGACUAUGGUACUCCCAGAAGGAUUGGAUCCGAAAACGGCAGCACCCUUGUUCUGUGCUGGUGUCACCGCCUAUCACGGAGUUCAAGACUGUGAGCUCCAGCCUGGCCAAUGGAUGGCAAUUGUAGGGUGCGGCGGACUUGGUCAUUUAGGUAUACAAUAUGCCAAAGCAAUGGGUUACAAAGUCGUAGGCCUUGAUGUGGCAGAUCAGGCCCUGGAAGAGGCCAAAAAGUGCGGAGCGGACCAUGUGUUCAACUCACUCAGUGACCCAGAUUGGCAAAGGAAGGUGGUCGAAGUCACUGGUGGAGGGGCCGAUGCUGUAGUGAACUUCACAGCUUCGAAGAAGUCCUAUGACGACGCUCCUGCGAUCAUUCGUACGGGCCUUGGUUUGCUAAUGGUGGUGGGAAUUCCUCGUCAGCCAUUGCAAUUGAAUGCUUUGGAUAUUGCGCUUGGGAGGUACAGAAUCAAGGGCUCAAACAAUGGAACAUGCUAUAAUAUGCGACCUGCAAUCGAGUUCAGCGCGAAGCAUAAUAUCCAGCCUCACAUAACUGCAUAUAAGCUUGAGGAGCUACCUAAGAUGAUCGAACUAAUGAACUCACAUAAAGCGAAAGGCCGUAUGGUUGUACAAUUUGAUUGAACGUAGGCCCGGGUGAACGUAGGCCCAUGGGAAGCGGGAGCAAUUCGAAGCAAGUGAUGCAAAGAGCAGGUCUCUAGAUGCAUUCAUGUGGACCAUGUUGCCCAUGUAUGCGAAACUUAUUGAGUAGUAGCAGUGUACAAAAUGUUGUUCAGAAGCCAAAGAAAAUCCUGCAAAAUUGAAAUUGACAAGCGGACUGAUCAUUGCAUCUGCAAUUGAUAUCGCUCGGUCACGGAUGUGGAUGUAGGUCCGUUGAACGAAUGAUGAUUGCAAUUCUGUAAGACGUUCAUCACGAGAAUAUCUGUCUGACAAUGACUGAUGAGACCCCUCGCUAUUCUUGUAGAUGACUACCGUGCCGUGCAUGCGUAACGUAAUAAUAGACAACAGGAAAUGUAGAUUUUG
Molecule: messenger RNA, 1464 nt
Organism: Aaosphaeria arxii CBS 175.79
Lineage: Eukaryota; Fungi; Ascomycota; Dothideomycetes; Pleosporales
Product: NAD(P)-binding protein
Exons: 6
Coding region: 1-1065 (354 amino acids)
Molecular function (GO): oxidoreductase activity
Source: RefSeq, a predicted model, not a curated record